This is a messenger RNA of Neopsephotus bourkii (Bourke's parrot), 5234 nucleotides long. Its product is annotated as glycerol-3-phosphate dehydrogenase [NAD(+)], cytoplasmic-like. Gene Ontology annotation, molecular function: protein homodimerization activity; glycerol-3-phosphate dehydrogenase [NAD(P)+] activity; NAD binding. The coding region runs from base 97 to 1146 and encodes 349 amino acids. Gene Ontology annotation, biological process: glycerol-3-phosphate catabolic process; carbohydrate metabolic process. NCBI's taxonomy places the organism in Eukaryota, Metazoa, Chordata, Aves, Psittaciformes, Psittacidae. The transcript has 8 exons. Gene Ontology annotation, cellular component: cytosol; glycerol-3-phosphate dehydrogenase (FAD) complex. The record is from RefSeq and is a predicted model, not a curated record.
GCGCCGGAGGCCGGGCCGGGAAGGGCGGUGCUGGCAGCUGGGCCGGGCCGAGCCGAGCCGCCGGCAGCAGCGCCGGGCGGCAGGGCAGCCCGCAGCAUGUCGCCUCUCCGCGUCUGCAUCGUCGGCUCGGGGAACUGGGGAUCAGCCAUAGCAAGAAUCAUUGGCCAAAAUGUCCAGAAAUCCAACAGAUUUGAUCCUACUGUCAAGAUAUGGGUAUUUGAAGAGAUCAUUAAUGGAAGAAAACUCACAGAAAUCAUCAACCAGGAACAUGAAAAUGUUAAAUACCUGCCUGGAUACAAGAUACCCAAAAAUGUGGUGGCUGUACCAGACGUGGUUGAAGCAACAAGUUGGGCAGAUAUUUUAGUGUUUGUUCUGCCACACCAAUUUAUUGGACGAAUCUGUGAGCAGGUUGCAGACCACAUAAAGCCCGGGACAUUUGGGAUUUCCCUGAUCAAGGGGAUUGAUGAGGGUCCCGAAGGCCUGCAGCUCAUAUCUGACCUCAUUCGAGAGAAACUGAAAAUAGAAAUCAGCGUGCUUAUGGGGGCCAACAUAGCCAAAGAAGUGGCUGACGAGAAGUUCUGUGAAACCACCAUUGGCUGCAAAAAUGAAAAACAAGGGGAAAUCUUUAAAGAAUUAAUGCAGACCCCCAAUUUCAGGAUUACCGUGGUGCUUGACUCUGAUACAGUGGAGAUCUGCGGAGCCUUAAAAAACAUCGUGGCAGUGGGAGCUGGGUUCUGCGAUGGACUGGGUUUUGGCGAUAAUACAAAGGCGGCAGUGAUACGCUUGGGCCUUAUGGAAAUGGUGGCCUUUGCCAAGAUGUUCUGCAGGGGACCGGUAUCAAUAGCCACUUUUCUGGAAAGCUGCGGGGUUGCUGAUCUAAUCACUACCUGCUACGGGGGACGCAACAGAAGAGUAGCAGAAGCCUUUGCUCGCACAGGAAAAUCCAUUCAGGAACUGGAAAAUGAGAUGCUGAAUGGACAAAAGCUGCAAGGUCCUCAGACCUCAGCUGAAGUCUACAAGAUUCUGAAACAGAAAAAUAUGCUCGAUAAGUUUCCAUUAUUUACAACCAUCUAUAAGAUCUGCUACGAGGGUCUACUGAUUCAGGAUUUCAUCGCGUGCCUGCAGAACCACCCAGAGCACCUUUAGAGAUCCCCUCUCCUCACCUGGUUGCAGUCUCAUCUUCCCAGGACUUCUGUCAACUCCACGGCGAAUAAAGUAGAGGAAUAGGCUGUGUGGCAGUGCUUGCUGUAAAAGCAACAAAGAAUGUAUUUACGUAUCCCCAUUGUGGGGGUAAAAACUGCCUUUAAGUUUAAUGCUAUACCCAACAGGAAAUGAAUGUAAAAUUUAACAGUAUUUGAGUUACUAAUGUGGCAUUUCCUACACUUACCUUCUUGUCAAUUGAAAACAGUUCCCAUUGUAAGGAACUCAGUCCAGCUCAUGUGAAGAUCUACAUUUUGCCUACUAAUAUUGCUUACAGAAGAGCACAAGAUCCAGAAGAACUGAAGGACUCAUCCAAACAGACAAGCUACAGUACAAAAAAAGGUCUGACAGCAGCAAAACGCAAUCACACGGGCAAAUGUUGAGUUCCCGUAAUUCCCCUCAAGCACAAACAACAUUUUAUACUUUGUGUCAUUUAUUCCUUCCUGGAUUUCAUUUCCCAGUGUAGGCUUUUUUUGAAAACUGUGCAUCACCACUGUGUUCAGACCCACAUGAAUGUUCAGCUGAUGUAGAUAUAAAACAGCUUUAGGGGCUGGGCAAAGGAGAGAAGAGGGUUUUCUUGCAGGGAAAUGUUUGCUUCAUUCAGGAGACUAAGAAAUCUCAUCAGUAGCCUGACCUUUGUUAAACUUAUUGUACUCCAUUGAAACACAGAUAAAACAGUGGGAAUAACCAAAUACAUUUGUGUUAGGGUCAGGAUUUCUCAGCAAGUCAUUGUCAUAAAUUGGUAGAAGCUGGGAGGGAAGAAGUGGAGGUUGAGAGGGAGGGUGUAUGCACAACCCAGCCUGCAGCUUGUGCAGUGCUGCUGUUCUGAAGACACAACCAGUAACAGUGAACCCCCCCAUGAUACUUGACUUUUUAUACAUGCAUGAAAAUGACCGCUGCAGACGCACAGAAAUGCUGUAAAGCUUGCAUCUGACGCUGGGUUGCGUUUUAACUCUGCUGGGAAGCACCACCGGGCUGAUACCAGCACAGCUUCCCACAUUGUCCCAGGCUGAGGAAUAAUGCCUGACCCUGCUGUAGCUUAAGCACCCCAUCUCACAGCUGGGGAGAGGGGAUCUCUCUCCCCUCCUGAAUUUUAAACACACUGGUUCAUAGAGCAGGGGUUUUGUUUUGCUACUGCUAGCGCUGAUUUUAGAACAUUAAACAUUUUUAAACCUCAUAGCUGCACUUGGGUAACUUUACAUACCUGGUGUUUUUCACAGUUAAAGCCAUCUAUAGAAUGAACAGUGGCACAUUUUAUAAGCUUUGAUACCCUUUUAAAAGAGUCCUAUUUUGAGACAAGUCAAACAAAAAGGAAGAGUAACCUACUUAUGCUUUGCUUUAUCCAAUUUUCCAGAACAGCAGAAAGGAAGGCAAGCGGGGUUUUUUAAUCUCUCUAUGUAUUUGCUGACAUAUUGCUUAGGGGAAAGAGAAAAAGCAAAAAAAAAAAGCUAGAUUAUAAAAUCAUCUUUACUCUGCAUUUUAGAGGAGUGUUGUUAUCUCUUGCACGUUUAUCAGAGUAAUAUAUAUAAAUGUACUGUAAUUAUAAAUCUGUUGUACAAAGCUCAGUCUGCCAGCCAGCUCGGGUACCAGAAAGUGCAGCGGCACUGAUCGCUGCUGCAGAGCAGUGAAGGCAGCUCUGUAUCUGGUCGCAGCCACCAGAGACAACACCACCAUUCCUUCUGCUGAAUUGGGAACCAUAGCCAAGUUCUUCAUGCAAAACUGGGAAUGGUGACCUCUCAUUCCAAGUUGAUAAAGACUUGAAUAUUGCAUAAUGUUUAAGCAUCAAAUACACAGAAAUGGGAUAGAGAAUUCAGGAACCUCCCCUCUUCUACAGCAGGCUGAACUUCUGAUAAGUCAUGUACGAGCUAAUAACAACACAGAACAUUUCAAAUGUAAAGUGUAUCAAAUAAUGGUUUAAUAAAGUGAUCGUUAUGCAGACUUAAUGUCAUUUCAUGUUUCAAAAUUCGCUCAAAAAUGACUGUUGCAGUAGUGGUCCUCUAUUGUGUUUAUUCCUGUGGUUAAUAAUCAUCAGCUUAAAUGAAAGCACAAGAAGAAUCAAUUUUCUAAAGACAUUUUAUUGAUGAACAUUUUUCCCUUCUCUUGAAUGAUAUACAUUUUUUAAACAAUAAAAUAAGGAAAUAUUGACUCCAUAAAUAACAAAAAUUAGCCCUUAUAUCUCAAUCCCAUCAAAAUCUAUGUAAAAUAGUUUGUUCUGUAUUUACAUUCUGUACUAAAAUAGGAAACACAUGUUCAAGGUCAGCCAGUUCUCUCAUGACAGUUGUUUUAUCUCCAAGCUAAGCUUCACAUUAAAAAGGCAACAUUUGUGUUUUGGAAGUCUGGUAGUAUAAGAUCACAUUAUUCAGCUUACAAAUAGACCCAAAUCCUGAAGACUGUUACAUCUUGCAGGGGAAAGACCGUGACCUGCUCAGCCAGCUGAAAGUCACACCUAGGAAGUCCUCUGUAAUUAACCUACGUGCAAAGUCAUGACAGUCUCCCACGAUCUCAACUUGUUUCAAGGGCAAUGGGUUUCCAGCUUUUCAGUGUGAUUUCACUUGCUGCAUGCUCCUCAUCAUAAUUAUUUGGAAUGUUAGAAAAAUGUCUUCCUAAAAUAUGACUUGCCUCUACUUCUAAUUGAGCCACUACAGAUUGGAACUACAGGGGUAAAGAAAAAGGACUGCAAGACUAAUUUACUUCCAUGAGCAAACACGGAGUGUUUUAAAAAACUAAACCUGUGGGCAUUACACACUGAACAUGUUUCUGCUACAGACAAGGUAACUCCUUCACCUCUGAGCACCAUCUCCAGGGCUCGUGCUGCCCCACCUGCACUGGUGAACACACAAAGGAGUGUUUGGGCUGUAUUUCAGAGUUUUCACACAUCAGAGAUGCAUUAGGAUGGACUUGCCACAAUGGGGGUCAGGACGCCUAAAGUAGCUGCUUGCAAGCUUUGUAUUUAUUCAAAGCCAAUAUCGGCUUUUACAGGGCAAGCUAUGCUUAAGGCUACAUAACUGAUUAGUUUAAGCUACAGUUGCAGCUGUGUUCUACAGUCAGAAAUGGCUUAUGCUUCCUACUGUAUUUAUUUUGCUCUUAAAAACCUGAGAUGUGUUUUUACUUCAUUUUAAGAUUUGGAAGCUCACAGCAGUCUACAAGCUUAAGUCAAACAGAACUGAGGUAGUCAGUUUUACUCAAAUACGCUUCUUGACAGUCACCAAUUCACUCUCACUUUAACUUGAACUCAACACAUCUCUUGGCAGUUCCAACAUGGCUACAGCUGCUAUUGCACUGACAGGACAGAAAGUGUUGGAUUUUGCUGGCUAAAGCACCUUCCUUGCCUGACUCCCCAAAGCCACAUCCAGUUCUGCAGUUCACAGCCAGUUGAUGGGCUGCACAUCAAGGAGUUAUGACUGAUAUUUCAGAUUAUUAAGGCAGUAAUAGUUUUACUUCACUGAUGCAGCUACUCAGCUAAGCCAGGUGAACCUGACUGUAAGAGCUCUGACAGGCAGGCAGGUAGGUUUUCCCCUGAGGGUGCAACACACUUAGGCCUCUUCCUUUAGAGCAUGCAUACAAUUCAGAAGUAGGUGAGCACUGAGUUUUUGAACCAUCUCCCAGUAAUUCUCAUGAAGAGAGAAUAAAAGAAAAACCCUCAAGAUAAACAACUGUGUUGAAGACAAAAAAAAAAUUCAAUUAAAUACGACAAAUUUCACACUUACACAGACAGGAGACCAGCAUAUCAAAUACUGAGCACAAUAAAUUAACACCAGUAAAAAAGUUUAACAGUUAUAAAGUUAACCAGAAAGUUCAGACAGUGCAAAUAUUUCACAGUAAGAAAAAAUAAGCAAUAAUUUCUUUUCAAGUAUCAAAAGCAUUGUUUUUUUGAGUGAUACCAUUUAAACUGUAUUAUUGCACAACAGACAAAAAAAUACAACAUCAACCUCUGGGACCUAAGAUGUAUUCUCAAACCUUUCUGUUUUCAAGGAAUCAAUUGACACUGACUGCUGAUUGUGCAUAUAUUAAAAUAAUCAGUGUUCACUUAUUAA